UGUCUGUAUCGCUCAAGCUAGCCUGACUGCUUGACUUCUUGACUGCUUGACUGACUGACUGAAAACAACAUGGCGACUCAAACGAAGAACAUCUCCUCGAACUUGAUGGCGACUCAAAACGAACUUGACAGGAUCCAGAACGCCUUGGAAGAUGGUGAAUUUCGUCAAUUAUUGGUCCAGUAUGCUCGGGAAGUGUCCGAGCCGGACAAUCAAGCUCUGUACGAGCGGGAAGUGGUGGCUUUGGAGCGGGCACGAGGAUACGCCGUUCACUUCCUUCAUCCGCAACCCGGAUUCGUCAUCAAGACCACCAAUCUCAGGAAUGACGAGAAGAUAUUCAUCAACGUCUGCACGGAGAGCGUCAUCGACGUGGCCAGUAGUUCGGAGGCCGGCCAGGGCUUGAGAAGCCAGGUCCCACCGGUCCCAGGGUCAGGGGGUGGAGAGCCCUCCUCGGCGGUGCGGUGGUCCAUCCCGUAUUCCUUAUCCCAGGGUCCCAGGAAGGACGUGGAUCGAGGGGGACGACCUUGUACGGUCUUCGACGUGAUUGUACACCCGGACACGUUGGCUUUGGCCCAAGGUCAGCCGCGGAUGAAGCAGUUGGUGGCGGAUACGGCCCUGGAGGCCGUGGAAAAGGCCCACGCCCUCAAGCUCGAGCAUCACGGGGUGCGCUACCCCAAGAUGAAGUUCAAGGGCACCUUCCAACCCACUGUCAUUCGCCGACCCCUGAAGCCCGGUCGGCACGAACCUCAUUACGAGAUUCGAUAUCGGCACGCCAUCCGGGAUGUGCCUACCAAUACUUAUCAGUAUGGCGAUGGCCCUCGUGGCCGCCGGAUAGAGGACCCGUGUCGACCCACCCAUCUCCUGGUCGAGGUCGAGUUGCCAGAGUUCGACACGAUGCAGGGCGUGGACUUGGACGUGACGCCUACACAACUCACUUUGGAAUCCAGCGGUCCGGCCGCCUAUUAUUUGAGCAUCCCGUUAAACUAUGUCGUCAACGAGGAGGAGGGCCAAGCCAAGUUUGAUAAAAGUACAAAGAAAUUGACCGUGACCUUGCCGGUGCAGGCUCACAAAGACGUGGAACGCCAUGUCUCGACCGAUAGCGGGAUUGAUGUAGAUUCGGGCUAUGCCGCGUGUACUGAGGAUGAGCCCCACGAAAAUGGGUCCCGAUCCGGCCCUCGGAUCCUUCCCAAUUACACUUGCAACAUCUACGAGGAUGUCCUCGUGUUCACCUUGGAUGUCAAAAACGUGGAUGAAUCCUCACUGGUGAAAACUGUCUUGUCAGAUGAGACCUUCGGCUUUGACCUUGGCUUCUCGACGAGCGGGUGCGUCUCCGAGUCCCUCCAUUACGGGUUCAAAUGCGCUCUGCUCUUCGAAGAGGAGCCCCUGUCGCCAUUGGCCACCGUUUUAGAUGCCAUUGAAGUCGAGGUGUGGGACAAUAAUGUCAUUAUCAAAGUUUCGAUGCCGGGUGGUGUUCUUUGUGAUCAGUACAAGAUUGGCAUUCAUGACGAUGACAUGACCGCCCAUGCCAUUCCUCAGCUCAAAGCUUUCCGAAAGCGCCGAGAACAGCUUUUAAAAACAUCACCUACUCAUGAAGGAAAUCGACGUCCUCGAACCUAUUCCGAAAGCUUGGGAGAUGCGUUUGAAGAUCUCUGCUUGGAGGUGGGUACCUCUUCUAAAGAGGAUAACAAAGAACGGCACAAUUCUGGUGAGAGCGAGGAUUCGGUCUUAGAAGAUUCUCGCUUCUCGGUCACACCCUCCUCUUUGCAACACAUUGCGGGUCCCGAGCCCAAGCCGAUUGUGUUGCCCAAUGGGCAGGAGGUCCGAAGCAUCUUGAAAAGAGCUGUCAAGAGAUGUUUUUCCGAGUCCCAUACCGAUUUGUUGUCGUGGCAAUCGGAUUCGUCGUCGAGCUCUCAAGACUCAAAUGAGUCUUGCAAUACUGGUAGCGAAGCUGAUAGCGUAAUCAGUAAGAGGUCAGUUCGCUUCAACGAGACAGUCCAGAGGCAAAUCUUUCGACCCAACUCCUCCAUUCUCGGACAGAAGCACAAAAAUCAGAAGAAAAAUAACCAGAAAAAGCGGAAAGCCGCUCGCCGAGCUAGUGAAGGCGAUGCGGCCAGCUCUGUUAAUUCCAACUCUGAUCAUCAAGGAGAUGAUGAAGAUAUGGAGGAGGAUGACGACGACCACUUGGACUCUGGAGUGGCCUCGUCUGUGGAUGAUGCCGAUACCAUCGGAGGGAAAGAAUCUAAAGCGGGUAUGUCCUGGAAAAAGGGUAAAAAGAACAACGCCGGAAAGGGCAAAAACAAGGGCAAUCUUGCCAAAAACGUCAAUGAUCUCAUGUUUGAAUUGGAUUUUUAAAAGAUGUCUGAUCCCUUUUCGAUUUCUUACCCUACGUACGUCGAGCUCUAUUUUCGCAGGCGUGUCACUUCAUUUCCUCAUUUCUUCAACUUUAUGUGUUCUUGUUUCCAUCCACAUUUGUUAGACAUGUUUUUGCCUUUGGAUGAUGUCAAUGAUUUUUUGAAAGUUGCCAAGGCAACCGUUAAAUACACUUUUUGGAGGCACACUGCUUGUGCUUCCGACACCA
Messenger RNA from Tigriopus californicus, 2575 nucleotides. RefSeq names its product protein kintoun-like. The record is from RefSeq and is a predicted model, not a curated record. The transcript is spliced from 2 exons. Bases 70 to 2349 code for a protein of 759 amino acids. Gene Ontology annotation, cellular component: cytoplasm. Lineage: Eukaryota; Metazoa; Arthropoda; Copepoda; Harpacticoida; Harpacticidae. Gene Ontology annotation, biological process: axonemal dynein complex assembly.